AUUCAUUUUGAGAAUGCAGAACGCUACAAUUUCCUUUUUGCUUCACUGUCAAAGCCACUGAUACGAAAUAGUUAUACACACGGUAUAGUUCCAAUCAUCAGCUCCUUCACUUCAAAAGUGGAAACAAAUUUUUCCUGUCCGUACAUCGAAUUUAUAAGUGACCAGGAAUUAGCUAUUCAUUUUCUUAAGACAUUAUCAUCGGAAAUUAGUUUGAAUAGUAGCCGAAAUUUAAAUUUUAUCUAAUUAGAAGCAUCACAAUUUUACGACAGCGUUUUUUUCGCCAGGAAAAUUUAGAUUUGACGCAGCUAAAAUUUUCAUUUUCAGCAGUCAAAGAGCAAAAAAAACUUGUGCUUAUUAUUUGGUUCAUUAUUUUUCAUUAUUUUUCACAGAACGGACAAAACCAAUCAGGACGAGGACGACAUGAUAAAACGACGGAGCAACAGUGUCUGCCCCGACAACAAGCGUAACUUGACCCAGCAGCACUCGUUUGAAGACCCGAUCACAGGUGUGAAGAUAACGAGCGAGGAUUACCGGCUGAUGGCCACACCCACUGACUCCACCAAUCCCAGACUCCACUCCUCUUUCAAACCCAAAUGGCGUCUCGACCAGUCCACCGAAUGAAAGAAUCACAAGACUUAAAACACACAACAAUUUACCCAUUCAGGCCUCUCUUCUGUUCACACCCAUCCCCUCCCCCACCCCCC
This is a messenger RNA of Symsagittifera roscoffensis, 704 nucleotides long. RefSeq lists its product as uncharacterized. Lineage: Eukaryota; Metazoa; Xenacoelomorpha; Acoela; Convolutidae. The record is from RefSeq and is a predicted model, not a curated record.